This is a messenger RNA of Pedinophyceae sp. YPF-701, 12420 nucleotides long. The record is from the annotation of a GenBank genome assembly. Lineage: Eukaryota; Viridiplantae; Chlorophyta; Pedinophyceae.
AUGGAGAACGGGCACGUCGCGGGUGCUCCGCUCCCGGAGGCGAAGCAGCCGGACCCGUUCGAGAAGUCCCUCACGACGGGCGAAGAUGUCCUGCUGUGGCCCAUCGAUGACGUGGCGAAGAAGCCCAUGAAGCUGGGCCCAGCGCGAGUGCAGCCGUCCUUCCCGCCGCCCGAGGACGGGCUCGUGGCGCUGCACAACGAGGCGGUGAUGGCGAAGGAGGUCCUGCAGUCCCGGCGGAGGCUCCCGCCCAUGGUGAACGACCAGUCGCUGUUCACGCUCGCGGCCACCUACGGCGACACCAAUGACCCGUUUUACCACUCGCCGUCGACGCGCAUCGGGUCCUCCCUGUCGAUGCCCGCGUCGCUCGCGUCCGCAGCGCUCGUCGAGGAGUUCCCCCCGGACCCGCAGCAGCCCCAGAAGGCCGCGGGCGACCGCCAGUUCAAGGCGCUCCGCGACCAGCACGUGAUGCGGCAGACCAAGAUCAACGCCAUGGGGGGCACCACCCCCGGCACGCUCCACCUCACCGUCGGCCCCAACGGCCUCCAGGACGCCGAGCCCGACCACCUCGUCAUGGGCAUCACGCUCCCGGGCGGCCGCGGGCCCGACGGGACCGUCCGCGGCAUCGUCGUCGACUGGGGCCGCUCCGUGGAGAUGGACCCGUGCGUCACGCUGCCCAAGGACAUCAGCCCGGAGGAGAAGGAGGUGAUCGCCGACGCCAUCCUGCGGUACUGGUACUACGUCGAGUACGGCGUGCCGGACCGCCACGUGGCGCCGUACCGCGAGGAGUGGGCCGCGAACGCGCUGGCGAUGGUUCCGCAGCAGGCCCCGGCGAGCCUCCCCGAGGAGCGGUACUUUGCGCUGAUCGAGGGGUCGCUGCAGGAGAUCCACCGGGACUACGUGCGGUCGGCGUCGCGGAGCAUCGUGGACUACGUGCUGCUGUCGCCGAUGGAGCGCGAGCGGCUGAACCUCCAGGCGCUCGAGCGCGUGUGGCCGGAGUAUGACUUGUGGCGGCGGUGGUGGCGCGGGGUGGUGUACCGGGAGCUGGACCCGGCGUGGCACGACCACGUCGCGCGCGCGACGCACAACCUCGCCUGGUCGCUGCAGACGCUCUCGCAGAACGCCGCGGAGCUCAACGGCGUCUGGCUCAGCCAGGGGUUCUCGCAGCGCCUCCUGGUGGAGGUCAAGGCGUCGUCGUUCGUGCGGCAGUGCCCCAUGGCCGUGGAGAGCUUCCGCGCGCUGCAGGUGCAGCAGUGCGAGAAGGUCAAGAGCUCCCUGUGGUCGAUCUGGGUCCCGAAGACGGCCGAGAUCUUCCGGCGCCUCCCGCCGGUCUUCAUCAACAACGACGCCGCGGCGUACUACCGCUCGAUCGCGACGCUGCAGAGCAACCACCUCCGCGGCCUCGUGCAGGCCAGCCUCGACGCGUUCGUCGCCUUCUUCCAGGCGCACAAGCGCACCGAGGAGGUCGACCCGCACGGCGACACGCUGAUGUGGGCGCAGCCCGCGGCGUUCCACCUCGAGAUGGUGCACGAGCCGACGGCGGGGAUCGCGUUCCAGCCGGCGCGCGCGGACUUCAAGGACCAGCUGAACAGCAUCAUCGAGAGCGUGGUCAACGCGGUGAUCGGCAUCCCGCGCGCCGAGUCGAUCAACCAGGUGGUGGGGUCGACGACGGGCAUCGCGGACGUGGCGUCGGGGAGCCAGAUGGUGCCGUGCAUGCGGCUGGAGGAGGACCCUGUCGCGGAGGCGCGCCAGGCGGUGAUGCGCGCCAUCGACGACCACUUCGUCGCGCCGACCGAGCUCGCGGCGAUGUUCGCGCCGUACGAGUUCCUGCUGUCGAUCGACGCCGGGGAGUACGCGGCCGCGUUCCAGGACAAGGACCCGUCGCUGGAGCAGUACGCCGAGGAGCUCGACCGCUUCCUGGGUGCGGCCGCGGCGGUCGAGGCGGCGUGCAUGGGCAGCGUGCGGCUGGGCAUGUUCGAGGUCUCGACGCACGGCAUCAAGGCGGCGAUGGUCGGCAAGGCGCGCGAGGUCGUCGCGCAGCUGCUGGACCAGAUCCGCGCCGCCACCUUCGACUCGAACCAGCUCAUCUGCGACACCUUCCAGGAGAUGAUGCAGGAGUUCUCCAAGGUCUCGAAGUCCGGCGAGGAGGUCCUGGCGCUGAAGAAGUACAUUCAGAAGCGCACGGUCGACCAGGACAAGCUGCGCGACGACAUUGCCUUCAACAAGGAGCGCGCGGAGUUCCUGGAGCGGUACCGCUUCGCGACGCCGGACGACGACUUCGCGCUCGCGAUCCGCGCGUACGAGUGGCCGCGGCGCAUGGUGGACAUCCUCAAGGAGGCGGUCCAGAAGGCCAACAGCGAGCAGCGCGUGUUCGAGGACGAGCUCAAGAAGCAGCGCGCGGAGUUCCUCGAGCGCCUCGCGGAGUUCGAGGAGCAGGUCGAGGCGUUCGAGACGUACGGGGAGCUGGUGAAGCGCGACCAGCUGGCCGGGCAGGCGCAGGAGCUGAUGGUGAAGCUGCGCGAGGCGCAGACGGUCGGCGAGGAGAUCAACGCGCAGGAGCGCAUGUUCAGCUGGGCGAUGACGAAGUUCGCGGCGAUCCCGCAGAUGGUCGCGAAGCUGGACCCCUUUUUGUCGCUGUGGUCGACCACCGCCGAGUUCUACAACCGGUACCACGUCUGGAUGAACGGGCCCUUCGCGAAGCUCGACCCCGAGCAGGUCGAGUCCGGCAUCACGGAGGCGUACCGGAAGAUCUACAAGCUGUCGAAGGUGUUCGCGGGGUCGGGCGGGCAGACGCCGGAGCUGCCGGAGCCCCUCAAGGUGGCCGAGACGGUGAAGCAGCGCAUCGAGGAGUUCAAGGGGUACCUCCCGCUGCUCUCCGCGAUCUGCAACCCGGGCCUGCGCGACCGCCACUGGGCGUCGAUCGCGAGCGUGCUGGGCUUCGAGGUGAAGCGCGACGAGGUGACGUCGCUCAAGCGGCUGCUCGACCAGGACGUCGGCGCGCACGUCGAGGGCAUCGCGGCCAUCUCGGACAACGCGUCGCGCGAGUGGUCGAUCGAGAAGCAGCUCGACAAGAUGCUGUCGGACUGGGAGGGGCUCUCGUUCGAGCUGGGCGAGUGGAAGGACACGGGGACCUACAUCCUCAAGGGCGGGCCGGUCGACGAGGCGCAGACGCUGCUGGACGACCACAUCGUGAAGACGCAGGCGAUGUCGGCGUCGCCGUUCGCCGCGCCGUUCAAGCAGCGCCUCGGGCCGUGGGAGCGCAAGCUGGAGCGGCUGCAGAGCAUCCUGGACGACUGGCUCAAGUGCCAGGGGCGGUGGCUGUACCUCGAGCCGAUCUUCGGGUCGGAGGAGAUCGUGCGGCAGAUCCCGCGCGAGGGCACGGCCUUCCGGGAGAUGGACGCCACGUGGCGGCGCACGAUGCAGCGGGUGCGCGAGAGCCCCGCGGUGCUGAGCGUCGCGGACUUCGACAACCUGCUCGAGGACCUGACGCAGGCGAACGAGCAGCUGGACGUCGUGGAGAAGGGCCUGAACGACUUCUUGGAGACCAAGAAGCAGCAGUUCCCGCGCUUCUACUUUUUGUCGAACGACGAGCUGCUCGAGAUCCUGUCCGAGGCCAAGGAGCCGCUCAACAUCCAGAAGUUCACGAAGAAGAUCUUCGAGGCCGUCAAGGAGUUCCAGUUCGAGGCCUCGGGGGACAUCACCGGCAUGACGAGUGUCGAGGGGGAGACGAUUCCGUGGAUCGAGCCCGUGUCGCCGGCGAAGAUCGGCGCGGUGGAGGCGUGGCUCCUCGAGUGCGAGAACGUCAUCAAGCGCACGCUGCACAAGAUCGCGCGCGACGCCAUCGAGGCCUAUGCCGACACCGAGCGCUCCCGCUGGAUCCUCAACUGGCCGGGGCAGCUGGUGCUCAACUGCUCCCAGGUGUACUGGACGUCCGACGUGAUGCAGGCCAUCCAGAGCGCGGGCGCGGCCGGCCUCAAGGAGUACGCCGGGCAGUGCUCGGAGGAGCUCAACAAGAUCGUCACCCUCGUGCGCGGCCAGCUGUCCAAGCUGGAGCGGGCGACGUGCGGCGCGCUCGUGGUCAUCGACGUGCACGCGCGCGACGUCGUCGCGCAGAUGGCCGAGGACGGCGUCGAGUCGGUCAAGGACUUCAAGUGGGAGGCGCAGAUGCGCUACUACUGGGAGCACAACGAACACCCCCCCUCGAACGUGGACCCGACGGACACGAUCGUCGUGCGCAUGAUCAACGCGGAGGCGCUGUACGGCUACGAGUACCUCGGCAACUCGUCCCGCCUCGUCAUCACGCCGCUGACGGACCGCUGCUACCGCACGCUCAUGGGCGCCAUCCACAUGAACCUCGGCGGGGCGCCCGCGGGGCCCGCGGGGACGGGGAAGACGGAGACGACGAAGGACCUGUCGAAGGCGCUCGCGAUCCAGUGCGUGGUGUUCAACUGCUCGGACGGCCUCGACUACAAGGCCAUGGGCAAGUUCUUCAAGGGGCUGGCGUGCAGCGGCGCGUGGGCGUGCUUCGACGAGUUCAACCGCAUCGAGCUCGAGGUGCUCAGCGUCGUCGCGCAGCAGGUCCUGACGAUCCAGCGCGCCAAGGCCGUGCGCGCCAAGACGUUUGUCUUCGAGGGGACGGAGCUGAAGCUGGUGAUGACGAACAACGUCUUCAUCACGAUGAACCCGGGGUACGCCGGGCGGUCGGAGCUCCCGGACAACCUCAAGGCGCUGUUCCGCGACGUGGCGAUGAUGGUGCCGGACUACGCCAUGAUCGCCGAAAUCAUCCUGUACUCGUACGGGUACCUGGACGCGCGCGCCAUGGCGCGGAAGCUCGUGCAGACGUACCGGCUGUGCUCCGAGCAGCUCUCGAGCCAGUUCCACUACGACUACGGCAUGCGCGCCGUCAUUGCCGUGCUGCGCGCGGCGGGCAACCUCAAGCGCAAGUACGGCGACCAGGCCGAGGACGUGCUCAUGCUGCGGGCGAUCACCGACGUCAACCUGCCCAAGUUCCUCGACCAGGACGUGCCGCUCUUCGAGGGCAUCGUGUCGGACCUGUUCCCCGGCGUGGCGCUGCCGGAGAUCGACUACAGCGACCUGCUGGCCGCGCUGCGGGAGAACAGCGUGAAGCGCAACCUGCAGCCGCUGGACAACUUCUUCACGAAGACGAUCCAGCUGUACGAGAUGAUCAUCGUCCGCCACGGCCUCAUGCUGGUGGGGGAGUCGUACGGCAUGAAGACGUGCUCGUACCAGGUGCUCGCCGCGGCGCUCGAGCAGCUGCACCAGAAGGGCCUGAUGGGCGAGAACCCCGUGAAGACGUACGUGGUGAACCCGAAGAGCAUCACCAUGGGGCAGCUGUACGGGCAGGAGGACGCCGUGUCCAAGGAGUGGACGGACGGCAUCCUGGCGGUCAACUUCCGCAACGCCGCGCGCGACGAGUCGAACGACCGCAAGUGGGUCAUCCUGGACGGCCCCGUCGACGCGGUGUGGAUCGAGAACAUGAACACGGUGCUCGACGACAACAAGAAGCUCUGCCUCAACUCGGGCGAGAUCAUCGCCAUGAACGCGCAGAUGAACAUGAUCUUCGAGGUCGAGGACCUCAGCCAGGCGUCCCCGGCCACGGUCUCGCGCUGCGGCAUGGUGUACAUGCAGGCGCGCCUGCUCGGGUGGAAGCCCAUCCUGCAGUCGUGGAUCGACCAGCUGCCCGAGCAGAUCGCGCCGGAGAUCAAGGAGCAGAUCCAGGCGCUCUUCGCGUGGCUCCUGCCCCCGAUGCUGCGCGUGGCGACCAAGGAGGUCCGCCGGCCGGUGCCGAUGCAGGACAUCAACCUGGCGUCGUCGUGCAUGAGCCUCCUCGAGUGCCUCCUGGACGACUUCGCGCACAACCCGGAGGUGAUGAGCAUGAACAUGAACCUCCAGGCGGUGUGGGUGCAGUCGCUGAUGCUGUUCUCGCUCGUGUGGUCGGUCGGCGGGUGCACGGACGAGGAGGGCCGCUCGCGGUUCGACCAGGUCCUCCGGCGGCUCCUCGUGAACGACCCCCCGGCGGACAUCAAGCCGUACAUGGAGGCGCCGGCGGUGCCGAUCACGCAGGUCUACCCCGAGGGGCGGCUGGUGUACGACUUUGUGUUUGACAAGGCCAAGGCGAAGUGGGUGCCGUGGAUGGACAUCGUGGACUCCGGCCCGCUCGACGUCGAGCAGGAAUACAACUCGAUCAUCGUGAAGACGCAGGACACCGUGCGCUACGGGUACCUGAUCAGCCUGGCGGUGGCGCACUCGAAGCACAUGCUGUACGUCGGGCCGACGGGGACGGGCAAGACGGCGUACAUCAACCGCUUCUUGCAGACCGACAUGGACCUGAGUCAGUUCACGUGGAACCUGGUCAACUUCAGCGCGCAGACGUCGUGCAACAUGACGCAGGACAUGAUCGACGCGCGCCUCGACCGCCCGCGCGGCCGCAAGGGCAAGAAGACCUACGCGCCGCCCAACGGCAAGAAGAUGGUGGUCUUCGUCGACGACCUGAACAUGCCGAAGAGGGAGAUCUACGGCGCGCAGCCGCCCAUCGAGCUGCUGCGGCAGUGGAUGGACCACGGCGGGUGGUACGACCGCAAGGAGUACCACUUCCGGCACAUCGCGGACAUCCAGUUCGUGUCCGCGAUGGGCCCGCCGGGCGGCGGGCGCAACAGCGUGACCAACCGGUACCUGCGCCACUUCCACGUGGUGUCGCUCACGCCGUUCGACCUCGACACGAACUACCUGAUCUUCUCGUCGCUGCUCGACUGGUUCUUCCGCAAGUACGAGUACGACCAGGCCUUCACGAAGCACCUCCGCGGCAUCGUCAUGUCCUCGAUCGACCUCUUCAAGACGGUGCAGCAGGAGCUCCUGCCGACGCCGACCAAGUCGCACUACACCUUCAACCUGCGCGACCUGUGCAAGGUCUUCCAGGGCAUCUCCGUCGCCGACAAGGCCGUGCAGGACCCCGCGCAGCUCGUGCGGCUGUGGUGCCACGAGAUGCUGCGCGUGUUCUACGACCGUCUGGUGGCGGAGGAGGAGCGCGACUGGCUGCUCGACAAGAUCGAGGCGGUCGCGGAGAAGCAGUUCAAGGAGAAGUUCAGCAAGCUGGCGGCGUCGCCGCACAUGCGCGAGACCAAGGUCACGAUGCGCGGGCUCAAGAGCAACAUGUUCGGCGACUACAUGGUCCCCGGCGCGGCCACGAAGCAGUACUCCGAGGUCCCCUCCAUGGAGGCCUUCCUCAAGGUCGCCCAGGAGUACCUCAACGACUUCAACGCCACGUCCAAGAAGCCCAUGCAGCUCGUGCUCUUCGACUUCGCGCUGGAGCACGUGUCGCGGAUCUGCCGCAUCAUCAAGCAGCCCGGCGGGCACGCGCUGCUGGUCGGCAUGGGCGGGUCCGGCCGGCAGUCGCUCACCCGGCUGGCGGCGUUCGUGGAGGAGUUCGAGGUGUAUCAGAUUGAGAUCUCGAAGACGUACGGGAUGGCGGACUGGUCGGACGACCUGCGCACGGUGCUGAAGAUGGCGGGGGAGCAGAACAAGCCCGUGGUGUUCCUCUUCGCGGACACGCAGAUCAAGGACGAGACGUUUGUGGAGAACAUCUCGAACCUGAUCAACACGUACGAGGUGCCCAACCUGCUGGGGUCCGGCGACAUGGUGACGAUCUACGAGAACAUCAAGGGGCGCGCGAAGGCCGCGGGCCGCGACGGCAACCUGCACCAGUUCUUCCUGGACGAGCUGCGGCGCAACCUGCACGUGGUGCUGUCGUUCUCGCCCGUGGGCGACGCCUUCCGCGAGCGCCUGCGCAAGUUCCCGUCGCUGAUCAACUGCACGACGUGCGACUGGUUCACGCGCUGGCCCGAGCAGGCGCUCGCGUCCGUGGCGCAGGCCAACCUGCGCGACGUGGUGGGCAUCGAGGACGACAUGAAGGAGCACCUGCCGGCCAUCUGCGUGCUGUUCCACAACUCGAUGCACCAGAUGACGGAGCGCUUCCUCGCCGAGCAGCGCCGGUACAACUACGUGACGCCCACGUCGUACCUGGAGCUGCUCGCGUCAUACAAGGAGCUGCUGGGGCGCAAGCAGCAGGAGAUCUCGACGAUCAAGCGGCGGUACGAGGUCGGGCUGGACAAGCUCGAGGCCACGGAGGCGUCCGUGGCGGGCAUGCAGGAGGAGCUCAUCGCGUUGCAGCCGCAGCUCGACGCGGCGGUGGUGGAGACGGACGCGGCGAUGGAGGUGAUCGCGAAGGAGAGCGAGGAGGCGGCCAAGGUCAAGGCGGUGGUCGAGGUGGACGAGGCGGCCGCGAGCAAGGAGGCCGCGGACGUGCAGGCCAUCAAGGACGACUGCCAGCGAGACCUCGACCGGGCGAUGCCGCUGGUGUACGAGGCGCUCAAGGCGCUCGACACGCUCACGAAGAACGACAUCACGGAGGUCAAGGGCAUGAAGAGUCCGCCCGCGGGCGUCAAGCUCGUCAUGGAGGCGGUGUGCAUCCUCAAGGGCGUCAAGCCCAGCCGCAUCAAGGACCCGAACAGCGGGAAGAUGGUCGACGACUACUGGGACGCGGCGAAGAAGAUGCUGAACGACUUCGCCUUCCUGGACUCGCUCAAGACGUACGACAAGGACAACAUCCCCCCCAAGGUCAUCGAGGGGAUCAAGCCCUACCUGGAGCGGGACGAGUUCGACCCGGAGAAGAUCAAGUCGGUCUCGAAGGCCGCGUUCGGGCUGUGCUGCUGGGUGCGCGCGAUGGGCGCGUACGACGAGGCCAUGAAGGUCGUGCGGCCGAAGCAGGAGGCGCUGCACGAGGCCGAGUCCAAGCUGGGGACGGUCAUGCAGGCGCUCGAGGGGAAGCGCGCGGAGCUCAAGGAGGUCAUGGACAAGCUCGCGGCGCUCGACGCGGACCUGCAGGAGAAGAAGUCGCGCAAGGAGAAGCUCGAGCACGACGUGCACAUGUGCACGGUGAAGCUGGACCGCGCGCAGAAGCUGAUCGAGGGGCUGGGCGGCGAGAAGACGCGCUGGACGGCCGCGGCGGAGCGUCUCGGCGCGCAGCUGGAGCAGCUGGUCGGCGACGUGCUGCUCAGCGCCGGGCAGAUCGCCUACCUGGGGCCCUUCACGUACCCCUACCGCAGCGCGGCGCUGCAGGAGUGGACCAAGGCGUGCAACGAGUACGCGGUGCCGUGCUCGGACCACUUCACGCUCUUGAACUGCCUGGGCGACCAGGUCAAGAUCCGGCAGUGGAACAUCCAGGGGCUGCCGCGCGACGACUUCUCGUCGGAGAACGCCAUCAAGCUGGACCAGGGGCGCCGCUGGCCGCUGUGCAUCGACCCGCAGGGGCUGGCCAACCGCUGGAUCCGCAACAUGGAGGAGGCGCGCAACAUCAACGUCAUCAAGCUCACGGACGCCAACUUCCUGCGCACCCUGGAGAACAGCAUCCCGCUCGGGACGCCCGUGCUGCUGGAGAACGUCGGGGAAUCGCUCGACGCGGCGCUGGAGCCGCUGCUGCAGAAGCAGCUGUUCAAGCAGGGCGGCGCGCUGUGCAUCAAGCUGGGCGACGCGGUCGUGGAGUUUGACGCGCAGUUCAAGUUCUACAUCACGACCAAGCUCCGGAACCCGCACUACCCGCCGGAGCUGUGCACGAAGGUCUCGCUGCUGAACUUCGUCACGACGGCGGAGGGUCUCGAGGACCAGCUGCUGGGCAUCGUGGUGGCGAAGGAGCGGCCGGACCUGGAGGAGGAGAAGUCGAAGCUCAUCAUCCAGGGGGCGGAGAACAAGCGGAAGCUCAAGGAGAUCGAGGACAAGAUCCUCAAGGUGCUGUCGAGCUCCGAGGGCAACAUCCUCGAGGACGAGGAGGCGGUGGACGUGCUGCAGAGCUCCAAGGUGCUGGCGGACGACAUCAGCGAGAAGCAGAAGAUCGCGGACGAGACGGAGGCGAAGAUCGACGACGCGCGCGUGGGGUACAAGCCCGUCGCGCGCCACUCGUCGACGCUGUACUUCUCCGUCAUGGACAUGGGCCACAUCGACCCCAUGUACCAGUACUCGCUGGGGUGGUUCGUGGGGCUCUUCCUCAAGGCCAUCUCCGAGUCCAAGCAGUCGGACGAGCUCGAGGAGCGCCUGCACCACCUCAACGACCACUUCACGUUCCUGCUCUACCAGAACGUGUGCCGCUCCCUGUUCGAGAAGGACAAGCUGCUCUUUGCGCUGGUGCUGGCCACCAAGCUCGGGAUCAACCAGGGCACCGUCGACCCCGAGGAGCUCCGCUUCCUCCUCACCGGCGGCGUCGCCGUCGGCGACCUGGACGCGCCGAACCCCGCGCCGGGCUGGCUCUCGGACAAGUCGUGGGGCGAGAUGCACCGCGCGUCCACCACGCUGUCCGACGCCUUCAAGCCGCUCGCGGACCACGUCGCCGCGCACACCGCGCAGUGGGAGACCAUCUACCUGUCGUCCGAGCCGCAGAACGAGGCCCUGCCGGAGCCGUUCUGCGCGUCGCUGACUCAGUUCCAGCAGCUCAUCGUCCUGCGCACCGUGCGGCAGGACAAGCUCAUCCCCGCGAUCACCAAGUACGUCGCGGCCGCGCUCGGGCCGCGCUUCGUCGAGCCGAUGCCGUUCGCGAUCGAGCCGUCGUUCAACGACUCGAGCCCCACCAUGCCGCUGGUGUUUGUCCUGUCGCCCGGGUCGGACCCGAUGGCGGCGCUGCUGAAGUUCGCGGACGACCGCGGCAUCCGCGUCGAGGCGGUCAGCCUCGGGCAGGGCCAGGGCCCCGUCGCGCAGCAGUGGAUCGAGACGGGCAUGAAGGAGGGCCUGUGGGUGGUGCUGCAGAACUGCCACCUGGCCAAGUCCUUCCUGCCGACGCUGGAGCUCAUCUGCGAGCAGCAGCUCGUGCCCGGGCGCGUGCACCGCGACUUCCGGCUGUGGCUCACGUCGUACCCGACGCCGAUCUUCCCGAUCAGCGUGCUGGAGAACUCGGUCAAGAUGACGAACGAGCCGCCCAAGGGGCUCGCGGCGGGGCUGCUGCGGACCUACAUGAUGGACCCCUUCUGCGAGCACGAGUUCUUCGCGGGGUGCCAGAAGGACGCGCCGUUCCGCAAGCUCAUGUUCGGCCUGGCCUUCUUCCACAGCGUGAUUUACGAGCGGAAGAAGUUCGGGCCGAUCGGGUGGAACAUCCCGUACGAGUUCAACGAGAACGACCUGCGCAUCAGCAUCCGGCAGCUGCGCAUGUUCCUCGACGAGUACGCCGAGAUCCCGUACGACACCCUGCAGUACACGUGCGGCGAGUGCAACUACGGCGGGAAGGUCACGGACGGGCUCGACCGGCGCACGCUGAUGACCAUCCUCGACGACUUCUACACGCCGAAGAUCCUCGAGGACACGUACAAGCUGUCGCCGUCGGGCACGUACUUUGCGCCGCCGUACGGCGACUACAACUCCUACCUGGAGUACAUCCGGAAGCUCCCGCUCAUCGCGUCGCCGGAGGUGUUCGGCCUGCACGAGAACGCGGACAUCACGAAGGACCUCCAGGAGGUCGGGCUGCUGCUGAACAGCAUGAUGCUGACGCAGUCGCGCUCGACGAGCGGCGGGGGGAAGUCGGCGGAGGACAUCAUCGCCGAGGUGUCGGCGGGGAUCCUCGCGCAGCUCCCGCCGGACUUCGACCUCGAGAAGGUGCAGCGGAAGUACCCGCAGGCCUACGACAACAGCAUGAACACCGUGCUCGUGCAGGAGCUCGAGCGGUGCAACCGGCUGCUGUCCGUGAUCCGCUCGAUGCUGGUCAACCUCGGGAAGGCCGUCAAGGGCCUCGCGCUCAUGAGCCCCGAGCUGGACGAGGUCGGCACGGCGCUGUAUGUCGGCAAGGUGCCCGCGGUGUGGCUCAAGCACUCGUUCCCGAGCCUCAAGCCGCUGGGGCCGUACAUCAAGGAGCUGCUCGACCGGUGCAAGUUCUUCCAGGACUGGAUCGACCACGGGGCGCCCAAGGUGUUCUGGAUCUCCGGGUUCUUCUUCACCCAGGCCUUCCUCACGGGGUCGAAGCAGAACUUCGCGCGCAAGUUCACCAUCCCGAUCGACGAGGUGGACUUCGACUUCGAGGUGAUGGACCGCCCCGGGGACUGCGAGGAGCCCCCCGCGGACGGCGUCUACUGCGACGGGCUGUUCAUCGAGGGCUGCCGGUGGGAGUUUGACAAGCACGUGCUGGCGGACUCGGAGCCCAAGGUGCUGUUCUCGAAGAUGCCCAUCAUCUGGAUGGUGCCGAAGAAGGUGACGGACUUCAAGAAGUACCAGCACUUCGAGGCGCCGCUGUACAAGACCACGGAGCGGCGCGGGGUGCUGUCGACAACGGGCCACUCGACCAACUUCGUCAUGACCGUGCGCCUCCCGAGCGAGCACGACGCGUCCUUCUGGAUCAAGCGCGGCGUGGCGCUCAUGACCUCUCUCAACGACUAG